Meleagris gallopavo (turkey) is the source of this 6773-nucleotide messenger RNA. The record is from RefSeq and is a predicted model, not a curated record. Lineage: Eukaryota; Metazoa; Chordata; Aves; Galliformes; Phasianidae.
AUGGCCUCGGAGCUGGAGAGCCUCAACCCCAGCGCGCGGAUCAUGACCUUCCGCCCCACCAUGGAGCAGUUCCGGGACUUCAGCCGUUACAUCGCAUACGUGGAGGCGCAGGGAGCGCACCGCGCUGGGCUGGCCAAGAUCGUGCCCCCCAAGGAGUGGAAGCCGCGGAAGUGCUACGACGACAUCGACGAGCUGGUGAUCCCCGCGCCCAUCCAGCAGGUGGUGACCGGGCAGUCCGGGCUCUUCACGCAGUACAACAUCCAGAAGAAGGCCAUGACGGUGCGCGAGUUCCGUCGGAUCGCCAACAGCGACAAGUACUGCACACCUCGCUACACAGACUUCGAAGACCUUGAAAGAAAGUACUGGAAGAACCUUACGUUCAACGCCCCCAUCUAUGGUGCUGAUGUUAAUGGCACGCUUUAUGACAAGCACGUGGAUGCGUGGAAUAUUGGCAGAUUGAACACGAUCCUGGAUGUUGUGGAGAAUGAGAGCGGCAUAACCAUUGAAGGAGUGAAUACUCCUUACCUCUAUUUUGGCAUGUGGAAAACUUCAUUUGCUUGGCAUACUGAGGACAUGGAUCUCUACAGUAUUAAUUACCUGCAUUUUGGGGAGCCUAAGUCAUGGUACUCUAUUCCUCCAGAGCAUGGCAAGCGACUGGAGAGACUUGCCAAAGGAUUCUUUCCAGGAAGUGCCCAGAGCUGUGAAGCGUUUCUCCGUCACAAGAUGACUUUGAUCUCUCCAUCAAUUCUGAAGAAAUAUGGCAUCCCAUUUGAUAAGGUGACACAGGAGGCAGGAGAAUUCAUGAUAACUUUUCCUUAUAGUUAUCAUGCUGGCUUUAAUCACGGAUUUAACUGUGCUGAAUCCACCAACUUUGCUACUCUUCGGUGGAUUGAGUAUGGGAAGCAGUCUGUAUUGUGCUCGUGUCGGAAGGACAUGGUGAAGAUCUCCAUGGAUGUGUUUGUGAGGAAGUACCAGCCAGACCGUUACAAGCUUUGGAAAGCUGGGAAGGAUGUGACUGUCAUUGACCACGCUCUUCCAACACCAGAAGCAGCUGAGUUCCUUAAAGGGGAUCUCAUGCAAAAGGUCAAGAGUGGGAGGCAAUAUGCUGAGGAUAUGGAAACAGGAGAAGGAUGUAAAGAGGAACUGGACGGGGAUGAGACAAAAAGUGUGCCCAAGCAUCGCAUAGGAACAAAAAGGCACAGAGUGUGCCUGGAAGUACCUCAAGAAGUGAGUGAGAGUGAGGCCUUCCCCAAAGAGGAGCUGAGCUCUACUCAGGAUGAAGCAAAUGCUGCAGAACCUUGUGAGAGAGCUACAGGAGAAGUUACGCAGCAGAGUGAGCAGGGGCACAAGGUUCCAGAUCGUGUGGGCAUGGCUAAAUCUGAAGAACUGAAAGUGGUGAAGCUUGAGGAGGAAGAAGAGGAAGAGCAAGAGGCAGCUGUGUUGGAUCUCUCCAUUUCCCAUACUUCAAAUUCUGCUUCGGUUUUGCCAGCUUCAAAGCAGAGUGCACCUUCCAGUGUUCAGCCCAGCUCGCCAGCGUAUUCAGGGUCUUCAGACUCUGAGUCAACUGAUCUGUUGCCAAAAAGAACUCUACCUGGGCCAGCUGGGGUGCUUACAGUCCAUAGCUAUGCUAGAGGGGAUGCCAGCGGAUCUGACAAUGAACAGACUUCAGGAAAGAAAGCCAGUGCUACAGCCAGUGUGAAUGAACAAGAAUUGGCAGAGGUAACAAAGGAAUACAUACAAUCAGUGAAGGAAAGUAAGAAGUCCAAGGGUCGUCGCCAGCCAUUAAGUAAGCUCCCACGCCACCACCCGCUGUUGGUUAAAGACUGCAUUAGUGAUGAUGAGGCAUCGGAGCAACUAACUCCUGAAGAAGAGGCUGAGGAAACAGAAGCUUGGGCCAAGCCACUUAGCCAGCUCUGGCAGAAUCGGCCACCAAAUUUUGAGGCUGAAAAAGAGUACAAUAGGACCAUGGCUCAGCAAUCUCCUCACUGUGCUGUUUGCAUGCUCUUCCAGACGUAUCAGGCAGAAUGUGGAAGCAGCAGUCAGAACUCUGGAGUAACUCCAGGUGCUGCAGAUGGGAAGAUCCGAACCAAGCCUCUGAUUCCUGAAAUGUGCUUUACUACAACUGGCUGCAGCACUGAUCUCAAUCUUUCAACCCCUUACUUAGAGGAAGAUGGAACCAGUGUGCUCAUCACCUGCAGGAACUGCCAAGUCUGUGUUCAUGCAAGUUGUUAUGGUGUAUCCCCUGACAAGGCCACUGAAGACUGGAUGUGCUCCAGGUGUACAGAAAAUGCCUUAGAAGAGGACUGCUGUUUGUGUUCAUUACGAGGAGGAGCAUUGCAAAGAGCUAAUGAUGACAAGUGGGUUCAUGUCAUGUGUGCUGUAGGUGUACUGGAAGCAAAAUUUGUGAACAUUGCAGAGCGCAGUCCUGUAGAUGUCGGCAAGAUUCCCCUGCAACGUUUCAGACUGAAAUGCAUCUUCUGCAAAAAACGAAGGAAGAGAAUUGCAGGUUGCUGUGUACAAUGCUCCCAUGGUCGGUGUCCCACAUCCUUUCACGUCAGCUGUGCCCAGGCAGCAGGAGUUAUGAUGCAGCCUGAUGACUGGCCAUUUGUUGUCUUCAUUACCUGCUUCAGGCAUAAGAUCCCAUCUCAGGCAGAGCGAGCUAAGGCUGCACUCCAAGAUCUGUCACCUGGGCAGAUAGUCAUCAGCAAGCACAAGAAUGGUCGCUUCUAUCAAUGUGAAGUGGUCAGCCUCGCAAAAGAGACUUUCUACGAGGUCAACUUUGAUGAUGGUUCCUUCAGUGAUAACCUGUAUCCAGAGGACAUUGUGAGUCGAGACUGUCUUCAGUUGGGUCCUCCAGCUGAAGGUGAAGUUGUGCAGGUGAGAUGGACAGAUGGACAGGUUUACGGAGCCAAGUUUGUUGCAUCACAUGCCAUCCAGAUGUACCAGGUGGAAUUUGAGGAUGGUUCACAGCUGAUGGUGAAAAGGGAUGAUGUGUACACUUUGGAAGAGGAGCUUCCUAAGAGAGUCAAGUCAAGGCUGUCAGUGGCUUCAGAUAUGCGCUUCACAGAGAUCUUCGCAGAGAAGGAGGUCAGGCAAGAGAGGAAGAGACAAAGAGUGAUCAAUUCACGCUAUCGGGAAGAUUACAUUGAACCUGCCUUGUACCGGGCCAUCAUGGAGUAAGCGCUGCCUGUGGCAGAGGAAGAAGAUGCCCACCUACUCCAAGGAUUUAAACGCUCCAGUACAACAGGCCAUAUUUGGAUGCUUCAAAUCCAGGGUUUUUUUUGUUUUGUUUUGUUUUUUUUAAAGAAAGUUAUGAAGCUGAUGCUCUGCAGUAGCUGAAAGGCAGCUGUUGGAUGGUGAAACGGAUCCCGUUUGCUGAAGCUGAUGCCUGCGAUCUCUUGGUCUGAAGUUGGGUCUGUACUGAACGAGCCAGCUUUGAGAGGGUGCUGCUUUCAUCUCGUUGAGCCAUCUUGCUUUUCUUUUAGAGACUAUUUUGACAGGUGAAAAACUCUUCUGGGAGUUGUAGCCAGGAAUCUCGGCAGCUGCAGAGUAGUACAAAGUCUGUUGUUUUAAUUGAAUAAUGUUCCUGAUUUUGAGAGUCUCCCUGUUGGCUACACCUGGGCUCGAGCAGGCAGUAUUACUGGUGCUUGAUAUUGAACCUCUUUUUAUAUUUAUAUCCUUUUUUUUGUUGUUGUUGUUUUUGUUGUAAGCAGCUUCAGACUCUUGUUUCUCAGCACCUUCUUUCUGAUGGUUGAGCUGUAGGCUGUUCAGAUCCAAGCAGACAGGAGGUGCUCGUGUGAACAGGUGCAAUGUGAAACUGAACCUAUUGGACAGAUUAUUUAACCGUUUAAUAUUUUUGUUCCAAUGCUCGUUUUGAUUUAGUUACUCUUAACUAUAUGUGCCUCAGUAUAAAAAAAAAAAAAAAAAAUCUGUCUGGAGCCCUGUACAGUGCAGCCUUCUAACAAGAUUAAGCAUUCACCUUCGAGUAGACAUUCAUCACCCAAGAGUUUCUUCUGAGUUUCUUCCCACUCCAACUAAUGCAAUAAUGAACAAAGGGGCGGAGUUCUAACUAACUCUCCACCUUUGAAAUCCAAGCAUCACAGUAUUGAGUAUGACAGGGCAGUGGCACCUGAAUGAGUGCUGUACCUUUUCUGUGGCAGCACUGCCUUUUGUGUGACCACAAGCUGUUGGGUUUGUGACAGAUUAAGCAUGCACUGAACUGUAUGUAUUACUGAGGAGCUGUGCAGUGCUCUUCUCAAGUAGGAGUGCUGCCAUGUUACUGUCCAGCAAAGGUUACCACGGCAUCUUUAUAAAGCAUAAGUCAGGCACCUCUCAGUUGUGUUGGCAAGGACUUGCUACCUCAGCAAAUGGAACGUGAAUUAAGCUGGGUAGUAAGUGCACCUUGAAGGUGUGCCAGCUUGCUCCGAGCAGUGUAAGCAUUAACACACCACAGCAGGAGCCAUGUAAAUAUUUGUUCCUUUCCCAUUCUGUAGGAAAGGGUUUUGGGGCUGUGGAGCAGAUUGGCCACCUUCCUUUUUGCAUAGGAUGAUGGGAUUACUUUUCUGCUGAAGAAGAAUAAAGUAAUGUUCUCCAGAAGUAGUUAAAGAGGAGAAUUUUCUAGUGAAACAGAUCUAAUGCAUCCCUGCUUCUAUAGGGAGAUAGCAGUGUAUCUGCAAAAACUGGGUUUGUAACUUUUUUCCUUUUCUUACAUAGGAAUGCUAUAAACCAAACUAUUCUGAAAUCCUGGUGCGUCCGUCUGUGAUUAGCAAUAAAACGUAGUCUUGUGUAGUCAUACAGCUCUUGACCAGAAAAGAAAUAAACUACAAGUUUUUUAAGGAAAAUCUUACUUAUCCUUACAUUUUUAUAGGGUCAGGAAGCUGAUAGGAGUAGCAAAGAUUUGCACAACCACAAUUUUGUAUGGACUCCCUCAUUCCAUUUUGUGGUGGAAUACCUUGUUCAUCAGUAUUGGAAGGCUUGAAGAGGUUCUGAAAGGAGAUAGCAGCUUUCCUUUGUGUUUUUGUUUUUUGUUGUUUUUUUUUUUUUUAAUAUUCCAUACCCUAAACUCCUGGUCUCAGGGUAUUAAAUUGCUUUCUGAUGAAUGAAAUAGUUGACUUGAUAAAACUAGGAUGCAUUACAGCCAGAGUCUAGUAGCUGCAGGUACUCUGGCCCAGACGAUGGAAGCAGAAUUGCACUUUGACAUCUUAGCCUGUACCUAAGCCUCUCUGAGGUGAUAUGCUGUUAGCCAACAUGGAGAGGAGGUGGUACGGUCCCAACAAACUUGCCUCUGUUCUUUCAGCAUAUCUGAAUAAGAUCUGGUAUUAACUUCAAGUAGGCUGAAUGCUGUCUGCAUAUUACUGAAAAACAUACUCCUCUUAUCACCUGCUGUUCCUCCUCCAGGUAAAAGGAUGCCUGCAUUCAGGCAUUCUUCUCAAACUGCCAUAUUACUCAAGUGCACCUUUUAGGUGCUGUGUGCUACCUGUGCUUCAAACACCUGGCUCUAAACAGCUUCAUCCUACACGGAUAACCAACUACAAAACAGCUGGAUUUGUUUGGAGUGCUGCUGCUCAACUGCAGCAGGUUUUGCUAUCCACUUCUAACAGUACUGAAUGGCUUUCAAGAGCUUCUAUGCCUAGCGUUUGUUGUGGAGCUGGAGCUUUGUUCUGCUGUGUUUCCCGCAGGCUCCAGACCUUGCUCUUGUCAGCUGGCUGCACUGUGUUGGAAAAGGCUGCCAUCGUGCACUCCGAGACGAGGGCCUUCCCAAGUGUCCUGUCAGUUCUUGUGCUGCAUCGUUCAAAUGUGAACAUACUUUAUCCCAGUGCAGGGACUGAACUGCGUUUUGGCUCCUGUCUGUGAACUUCUAAAAUAGGUGAUCCUGAUGUGUGGGGAUCUAUAUUAUUUGACUUGUCAAAAGAACACUGGGUUUAUGGCUUGGAGUAUAACAGGUAGCCAUAAAAGCUCUUUUCAGAGCAGCUGUCUCAAAGGUACAUUUGCUUUCAGUUACCGGUAGUUUGAACUUGACUGAUAAUAAUUUUCUUCAGUGGCUUGUUUUCUAGAAGUGUAUUUAUCCCUAUUACAGCAUCAUUCCAGUGAGGGUGAAGUGCUGCUGAAGUAUCAGCUAGUCAGGGGCUUCUGGAAUGUGUUCAAUAGGAAAUCAUCCUCAGUACCCCCAUGGGAGCUCCAAUGGUCCCUCAUUAGGUCCAUUAGCUGCGAUGCUGCAGGCAUAGACCUCACUUCAUUCUUCAUGGAGCGUCCAUCCACAACUGGUUCAGGUUGGACCCGCAAAAAGCAUUUUUAGUAUGACAUAAUCAUGGCUUGCUCUUAAUUCAGAAUGAGCUUGGUAAGCCAGUGAUUAUUUUUUAUAAGGUAUAAAAAGGUGACUGUAUUCUUUGUGAAGCACCUGACUGCAGUAGUGUUUCUGCCCGUGGCUGGUCUUCUAGGAGACCUUUCUCCUUCAGCAGCCUCCUCAGAUGCCCAGAGUCAGCACUGUCAGAAAUAGAAUCCAGUCUGCUUGCUCCUUCUCUCUCCCUGGUGUUUUGAGUUGGGGUUGAACUGAUCUGCACUGUCUGAGGAGCGCAGCCCUCUGACUGAUGGUACACCCAGAGGCUUCCGUGCAUCUCAGUUCUUCCAUUCUCUAACUGGGCUCCUGUUGUCUGACACAUCUGCAGUUGUGCUCAUUUUUUUUUUUUUUUUAAUGCAAGCACGAGAUGAAAACAUGACUUUGGUAGCCUGUAUGAUGUUUUCAAUCUGAUCAUGUAAUAAAUCUAAUUUCAAAA